AUGUUGAGUCCAACGACCUCUCAACUUCUUCAAGCCUUCUUCGCCACCAGUUAUGUCUCUUCGAUCUAUGUUCAUCCCGAUGGCCGCCUGAAGUUCGAGAUAACACCUCGAGGGAAAAAAUCUCCUACGAGAACAAGGAAUGACCCUCUCGUGAUCCGCACCCGACUAACCGCUGUCGUGCUCGCCACCAUUGUGAGCUGUGUGGUGGUCAUUACCACAGUAUUCGCCACACUUCCCAGUGUAGAAAAGACGUUGCCGAAUGCUUUGACGCAGGCAUGGUCACUUUUGGGAUUGAAGCCCUCAUUCACUACACCCCGCAUCAUACUACCAUAUCUCCUCGUCCCAGUGCUCUACAGUGGCCCUCUAUUUACUUCCUUUCUUGCGUCAGCUCUUCCUUUCCAGCGUAAAUUCUCAUUCGAGCUUGACGUGGUCAAUACAUACUCAAGCUUACAGGGAUUACGGAACUACAUAAUAGCGCCAAUAACGGAAGAAAUUGUGUUCCGAGCCUGCAUUCUUUCUGUAUCGAGGAUGGCAGGUGCUUCUUGGCAAAGAAUGAUUUUUGUGACCCCCCUUUGGUUCGGAGUUGCUCAUGCUCACCAUGCUUGGGAAGGGUUUAACAUGUACGGAGGCACACAGCGAGCUCUCGGGAAUGCCGUUGCAACCUCAAUCAUACAGCUCUGCUAUACAACUCUGUUCGGGUGGUAUACCUCCUUCGUUUUCCUGCGGACAAGGUCGAUCUACGCCGUUUGUGCCGCACACAUGUUCUGCAACUUUGUGGGUCUUCCAACAAUUAGCGGAGAUUUGAAAGAUUUCCCUCGGCAUAAGCUAAUGAUUUGGUGUUCUCAUAUUGGAGGGAUUGUAGGGUUUUUCCUGCUCUUAGGUCCAUGGACCGCUGGGUUGUAGACCGCUCCAUGUAUUGUAGUGAUGAUUUAUGUUAUUGUUGGAUGUUCUCAACUUC
Molecule: messenger RNA, 958 nt
Organism: Cantharellus anzutake
Lineage: Eukaryota; Fungi; Basidiomycota; Agaricomycetes; Cantharellales; Hydnaceae
Exons: 6
Coding region: 1-903 (300 amino acids)
Biological process (GO): CAAX-box protein processing
Cellular component (GO): endoplasmic reticulum membrane
Molecular function (GO): metalloendopeptidase activity
Source: RefSeq, a predicted model, not a curated record